Molecule: messenger RNA, 3784 nt
Organism: Micropterus dolomieu (smallmouth bass)
Lineage: Eukaryota; Metazoa; Chordata; Actinopteri; Centrarchiformes; Centrarchidae
Gene: nr5a2
Product: nuclear receptor subfamily 5, group A, member 2
Exons: 7
Coding region: 532-2100 (522 amino acids)
Biological process (GO): tissue development; regulation of transcription by RNA polymerase II; hormone-mediated signaling pathway
Cellular component (GO): RNA polymerase II transcription regulator complex
Molecular function (GO): nuclear receptor activity; RNA polymerase II cis-regulatory region sequence-specific DNA binding; zinc ion binding
Source: RefSeq, a predicted model, not a curated record
ACGCACAGAAGAGGGCGGCCCCGGCGGCGCGUACUCAUCUGCUAAAGGCUGAAUAAACACUGACAGCCCCACUUUAAUGGGUGACGCGCUAAAAAGAUUUGGGAAAGAUAAAGGGAAACUCACCAUCGUAUUUUAAUCCGGACGCUGUGCAGUUUUCUUGUUUGAGUAAGAGACUGAUUUCCUAACUCAGCGCGAUUGUUCGAAAAGUAUCGACGGAAUCACUCGUUUGUUUUCUGCGUCUUUAUUGCGGUUCUGUGCGUAAAUUCAAUUACGAGAAAUUUAAUUAGUUAAGUCAAAUUAGAACAGGCACGCACAGCCUGUGCGACCCGGACGAGACAAUCCGAAUUGUUUGAAUCAGGCUGCAGAUCAUGGUCCGUUGACUGGGAGACAGAGAGAGGCAGAAAGUAAGAAAUAAAGAGCUAAAAAGAAAUUUGGACACUUUGAGGUGGUCUCUGUGGGAACGUCUGCCUCUCAGGUCCAGGUGUCCCGCCGAGCGGUGCGGAGUCUCCAGCUCGGGCCGGCAGCGCUGACAUGCUGCCCAAAGUCGACUCUGAAUCCCUGGGACUCUCUCGAUCGUAUGGGGAACACGGGCACAUGCCCAGGAACAUGCAAGCACACCAGUUAAAAAUGAUGGACUACUCAUAUGACGAAGACCUGGACGAGAUGUGUCCCGUGUGUGGAGACAAAGUUUCAGGGUAUCACUAUGGACUCCUGACCUGCGAGAGCUGCAAGGGCUUCUUCAAGCGCACCGUCCAGAACAACAAACGCUACACAUGUAUAGAGAACCAGAGCUGCCAGAUUGACAAGACCCAGAGGAAGCGCUGCCCAUACUGCCGCUUCCAAAAGUGCCUCACCGUCGGCAUGAAGCUUGAAGCUGUGCGGGCAGACCGCAUGCGUGGUGGUCGCAACAAAUUCGGCCCAAUGUACAAACGUGACCGGGCCCUCAAGCAGCAAAAGAAGGCACUGAUCCGAGCCAAUGGCCUGAAGAUUGAGGCCAUGACUCAGGUGAUGCAAGCCGUGCCAACUGACCUCACCAUCACCUCAGCCAUCCAGAACAUCCACUCGGCCGCAUCCAAGGGCCUUCCACUGAGCCACCACCCUGGCCACCACACUGGUCACCACCACCACCACCACCAUCAUCAUGCCACUGCCUUGCCCCCCACAGACUAUGACCGUAGCCCAUUUGUCACUUCACCGGUCAGCAUGGCAAUGCCACCACACGCCGGCAGCCUGCAGGGCUACCAGGCGGCCUAUGGACACUUCCAAGGUACACGCACCAUCAAGUCAGAGUACCCUGACCCGUACACCAGCUCGCCGGAGUCCAUCAUGGGCUACGCCUACGUCGAUGCCUAUCAGUCAGGCUCGCCGCCCAGCUUCCCUCACCUGAUCGUAGAGCUGCUUAAGUGUGAGCCAGAUGAGCCGCAGGUUCAGGCCAAGAUCCUGGCCUACCUACAGCAGGAGCAGGCCAGCCGGGGCAAACACGAGAAGCUCAACACCUUCGGCCUCAUGUGCAAGAUGGCCGACCAGACACUCUUCUCCAUCGUGGAGUGGGCACGCAGCAGCAUCUUCUUCCGUGAACUCAAGGUGGACGACCAGAUGAAGCUGCUGCAGAACUGCUGGAGUGAACUCCUCAUCCUAGACCACGUCUUCCGGCAGGUGGUGCAUGCCAAGGAGGGCUCCAUCCUAUUGGUCACGGGCCAGCAGGUGGACUAUGCAGUGAUUGCUUCACAGGCGGGAGCCACCCUCAACAACCUUUUGAGUCACGCCCAGGAGCUGGUGGCAAAGCUACGCUCCCUGCAGCUGGACCAACGGGAGUUCGUCUGCCUCAAGUUCCUGGUUCUAUUCAGCCUGGAUGUGAAGAACCUGGAGAACUUCCACCUAGUAGAAAGCGUCCAGGAGCAGGUCAAUGCAGCACUGCUGGACUACGUCAUGUGCAACUACCCACAGCAAACGGACAAGUUUGGCCAGCUGCUCCUCCGGCUGCCAGAGAUCCGAGCCAUAAGCCUGCAGGCUGAAGAAUACCUUUACUACAAACACCUGAACGGCGACGUGCCCUGCAACAACCUGCUCAUUGAAAUGCUACACGCCAAGAGAGCUUAGGACUGGACUGUGCUACCCAUAAUGCAGAUGUGCAGACAUCCUGGCAGUUUUGCUGCAGUCCAAAAACUCCAAACAACGCUUUCACCAAACUGAAUCUCCAGCUCAGACUUGACUUUGUAUUGUGCACACACAAACAACAUAUGGAUACCUUUAUUUAAAAAAAAGGAAACUGAAGGAAGAGCCACUUCUCAUCAACCACACCAAGACAAUAUUGAAAAGAAAAAUGACACUUGAAACAAACACUGCAUUUGACACUUCGAGAUGGGAUGUAAUCGUCUGCACUAGCACAGUGUAUCAAGACUGGCAGGCUGCAACUUAGAGAAUUAACAACCGAGUGGUUUAGCACUGGUGACACUGUGAGAGGCUUUUUGUGCUGAGAAAGGAAGCUGAGCAACACCACCCAUCUUUCAGACAGCUUUGUGACUAGAGCCGUGGCUUAUAUCGGUCGCCGAUCCUGCGGUGUGCUCUCUCACUAAAACUGGCUUUUAGCUGUCGUUGGUACUGUAAAGACAAACGGACAAGCAGUCAACCGGGCCAGAGACUCUUACCUACUGUCACAUCUGUUUUUUUGAACUCACAUAAAAUGCCUGCCUCGGCAGCUUUACCUUAAUGAAAAGGGAGAUCUGACGGGGGAAAAAAAAGUUCUUUAAUGAACAACAUGAUAAAUAGGCCAAUAAGAAGAAAAAUAUGAUGUUUUUUUUCUCUUGUAAUGGAAGUCAUUUGCUCCUCAUGGUCACCUUGUGGUUCCCCUUUCUUAUUUCACCUCCUCAAAUCAUCUAAACUAUGUACCUCAGACAGACCAGUGUUAAAUAAAUUCAAUUAAUAGUUUCAACUAAAACAAUUGUAUUUAUAGCCCUUUUUCCUGAAAACCCACCCCCUCCCCUCCCCACUUUUAUUAUUUCAUUACAACUGGAACAAAAAAAGUGUGAUUCUGGAGACAGAGAAGGAUCAACCCUGCCUUUGUCCGGAAAGACCAAAGCCUGCUGCAGAACAGAAGAAUGAAAUUACAAAAAACCUUAAUAAUCAGUAUUAUAAGAGAGGGGGAAAAAAAGAGUUGUGAUGUCACAGUUAUGUGAGUCUUGCCUUAUUUCAUUACCAUGCUAGCUAACCGUGCAGAUGUGAAUGGAAAUAUGUACAAAUAUAUAUAUAAAGUAUUAAUGUUGUAAAAAUCUAAAAAAGAAUAAUUCAACAGGUGUUUACAUUCAUGUGGGCAUAUGGGAGAGAACUGUGAUGAAGCAUAAAUUGCAAAGCAAUGAUUUCCUAAAAAAUGAAAUCAAUGAAAUGGUAAAAAAAAAAAAAGAAAAAACAAAAACAAAAACAUCCCUCUGGUUUGCUUUCUUUGGUGUGUGUACAGUGUUUUAUUUUUAUUUGUUUCGAGCAGUACUUAAAUUAUGUCGUGAGACACUAAAAUCAAAAAGGAAUCACACUUAAAAGAUUAAUUUCUAUCUGUGUCUGCUGGCAUUCAAACAUUUGUUUUCUUAAGCAUUUCUGUAUAAGGGUUCCGUUUCACUUUCACCCUUUUUGUAGAAUUUUUUCUUUUUUAUUUACACUGCUUUAACCUUUUUGAUGUACAGUAUGUCACUGGUUACGCUUAAUAAUGAAGAUAAUUUAUUGCGUCUCUGGGUUUCCAUCGAUGUGUUACAUGACGUGAGGUGUCCACGCAAGAAUAAAUUUGUUUAUUGUA